GCGGAGCACGUCUGCAGCCACGGCGCCCCGGAGCUGUCCCCUGCGCGCGGCCCGCCUCGUCCCAGUGCCACCAACGCGCUCUCGCCCCCGCCAUGCUCCUGCUGCUAGGGCUGUGCUUGGGGCUGCCGCUCUGCGCGGGGUCUCUGGAAGACGCGAGAACCCGGGAUGACACUUCGGAACAAGUUGGACGCAGGUUGCCAAGGCAAGCCCGACUGUUGCAAAGGCUGAAAACCAAACCCUUGAUGACGGAAUUCUCGGUGAAGUCUACCAUUAUUUCCCGUUACGCCUUCACUACGGUUUCCUGUAGAAUGCUGAAUAGAGCUUCCGAGGACCAGGAAAUUGAGUUUCAGAUGCAGAUUCCAGCUGCAGCUUUCAUCACCAACUUCACUUUGCUCAUUGGAGACAAGGUGUAUCAGGGAGAAAUUACAGGGAGAGAAAAGAAAAAUGGUGAUAAGGUAAAAGAGAAAAGGAAUAAAACCUCAGAAGAUAAUGGGGAGAAGGGGACUGAUAUGUUCAGAGCCUCUGUCGUGAUUCCCAGCAAGGACAAAGCUGCCUUCCUCCUCAGUUAUGAAGAACUCUUACAGAGGCGGCUGGGGAAGUAUGAGCACGUUAUCAGUGUGCGGCCCCAGCAGUUGGUGGGGAGGCUGAUGGUGGAAGUGAACAUUCUGGAGAGGUCCGGCAUCGAGUCCCUGGAGGUGCUACCCUUACAGCACAGCCGGCAGAAGGACAGUGGGAGAGGGGAAGAUGAUUCUGGGCUGCCUCCUUCUACUGUUAUCAACCAAAAUGACACUUUCGCCAAAGUCACUUUUAAGCCAAGUGUGGUCCAACAAGCCAGGAUUGCUCAGAAUGGCAUUUUGGGAGAUUUCAUCAUUAGAUAUGAUGUCAACAGGGAACAGAGCAUUGGGGACAUCCAGGUUCUAAAUGGCUAUUUUGUGCACUACUUUGCCCCCAAAGACCUACCUCCUUUGCCCAAGAACGUGGUAUUUGUGCUUGACAGCAGUGCCUCCAUGGUAGGAACCAAGCUCCGGCAGACCAAGGAUGCCCUGUUCAGGAUUCUCCACGACCUCCGACCCCAGGAUCAUUUCAAUAUCAUUGGAUUUUCCAACCGCAUCAAAGUGUGGAAGGACCAUUUGGUGUCGGUGACUCCGGACAAUGUGAGAGACGGCAAAGUCUAUAUUCACCACAUGUCGCCCACUGGAGGCACAGACAUCAACGGGGCCCUGCAGAGGGGCAUCAAGCUGCUCAACGACUAUGUGGCCCACAACGACAUCGAAGACCACAGCGUGUCCCUCAUCAUCUUCCUGACCGAUGGGAAGCCCACUGUUGGGGAGACCCACACCCUCAAGAUUCUCAACAACACCAAGGAGGCCGCCCGAGGCCAAAUCUGCAUCUUCACCAUCGGCAUCGGGAAUGACGUGGACUUCAUGUUGCUGGAGAAACUGUCACUGGAGAACUGUGGCCUCACACGGCGAAUUCUUGAGGAGGACGACGCGGGCUCGCAGCUCAUCGGGUUCUACGAUGAGAUCAGGACCCCGCUGCUCUCGGACAUCCGCGUCGAUUAUCCGCCGGCCUCGGUGGAGCACGCCACCAGGACCGCGUUCCCCAACUACUUCAACGGCUCGGAGAUCGUCACCGCGGGGAAGCUGGCCGACAGCCAGGCGGGGCGGCUGCGCGUGGAGGUCACGGCCAGCAACAGCCAGAGGUUCGUCCUCCUGAAGACCGACGUGCCCCUGGAGCCCCCCCAGGCGGCCAGGGGCGGGGGCGCCGAGGGCCGCAACCACGUGGAGCGGCUCUGGAGCUACCUGACGCUGAAGGAGCUGCUGAGCUCCUGGCGCCACAGCGGCGACGAGCGGGAGAAGCAGCGCCUGGCGCAGAGCGCGCGGACUCUGGCCGUGGCCCGCGGCUUCCUCACGCCGCUCACCGCGCUGCACCUGAGGCGGCGGGCGCCGCAGACGCAGCAGCUGGAGGACGCGCGCGGCGCCGCCGCCGCCCUGGGCCCCGAGCCGGUGGUGCAGCGCCUGCGCGGCGCCGGCGGGCGGCCAGGACCUGCUCUCAAGAAACCAUACAGCCCAAGAAUUAAAGUCUCCAAAACCUCAGUGGAUGGAGAUCCCCAUUUUGUCGUGGAUUUCCCCCUGAGCAAGCUCACCGUCUGCUUCAACAUCGAUGGGCAGCCGGGGGACAUCCUAAGGCUCGUCUCCGAUCACGCGGACUCUGGCGUGACGGUGAACGGGGAGCUGAUUGGGGCCCCGGCGCCCCCAAGCGGCCACAAGAAGCAGCGCACCUACUUCCGCACCAUCACCAUCCUCGUCAAUAAGCCCAAGAGAUCUUAUCUGGAGAUCACACCCAACAGAGUCAUCUGGGACGGUGGGGAUAGGCUGGUCCUGCCCUGCAACCAGAGCACGGCGGUGGGGAGUCGGGGGCUGGAGGUGUCCGUGUCCGCCAAUGCCAACGUCACCGUUACCGUCCAGAGCACCAUUGCCUUCGUCAUCCUCAUUCACCUGUACAAAAAGCCGGCCCCCUACCAGCGCAACCACCUGGGUUUCUACAUCUCCAACAGCGAGGGCCUCUCUGGCAACUGCCACGGACUGUUAGGUCAGUUCCUGAACAAGGAUGCCAGCCUCACAGAGGAGCCUACUCACCCUGCGUUCCAGAAGGCAGGCGAGCAGUCUGAGACCUUCCUAAAGGUGAAAGGACACCAGGUCCCGGUGGUCUGGAAACAGCGGAAAAUCUACAAUGGGGAAGAGCAGGUGGACUGCUGGUUUGCCAGGAACAGCGCAGCCAAACUGAUCGACGGGGAGUACAAAGAUUACCUGGCAACCCAUCCUUUUGACUCAGAGACGUCGUUUGGCCUGGAACUCUCCAGGGGACUCUGACACCAGCAGCCUGAACGCACGAGAGCGUGACAGGGAAGUGGUCUCUGGGGUCCCCGCGGUGCGCUUCCUGUCGCUCGCGCAUGCCUGGUGUCUUGGCAGUUAGCUGCCUCCAGUGACCUUCCCUCGGUGGCAUGUAGGCCCGGGGUCUGCUUGAGUGAAGGGUAGAGUCAGGACUCGGAAGCAGAAAUGUUAUUUCCUUCUACUUCCUGCUCCUGCCUCCCCCCUCCCUCUGUCCGGUAGGGAAAGAUGGUGGCCCCAAGGGGGAAAGCAAGACGUCUGCAUCUCGUUCCAACUGGCUUGUCUGUCUCCUAGCCUGUCAUAAGGUAACUGAUGAAGAAACAUUGCCACAAAGCUCCCUUUCUCUAGAAAUGACCAAGUUUGGGCACUCUGCUUUCCGCCUUAUUCUAAUGCUUAGCAAUCUCUCCUCUUAGAACUACCGUCUUCUCCAGAUGUGUGGCCAACCUCUGCCUCAGGGGGACCUCUCCUUGGGCCCUGGCCAUGGGUCAGGCAAAUAGCUCAUAGAUUUGAUCAUUGUAAACAAUUAAGUCUUUUCUUGGGAGAGGAUUUUCUUCCACUGUGAUAUCUUGCCCUUGAAAGUGAGUUUGCAUUAAAAAAAAAAAAUUGGUUGAAAAUAGAAAAUCCUCAUCCCAGCUACCGAUGUCUAAUGGGCUUUGUAAACCACUUGACUGUGCUGAUGGGUAUUCUCCUAUUUAUUCCAGUAAAGCUAAUAAACAGGACUACCCCACGUGGCUGUUUUUUACUCGCCUCUCUUGGUUGGAGAGCUGACCCACCUUUGACUUGGCACUCUCCUCUCCUUGUCAUAAUUGCGGCCUUACUUGCUGGCGGUCCUCAGGGAGGUGACAGAUUAGGCCCUCGCAGCCCUGGAAUGGGACGUAGAGCCAGCACGGAGCGCAUCAUCAGCCUCCUCCAGGGAUCGGCUUGCACGAUCUCAGCUGAAGGUGCGGGCGUGCUUACACAGCUGAGAAGCCUGUCCGCAUCUCAGAGAGGCAAAGCCAGCGAAUUGGGCGCGAGGUGGGGUACUUUGGUUCCAGAACUUGGACAAGCAAUCUGCUGCCACGAGGCAAAGGUUAAAAUCAGUGGCCAGGGCUGCAGAGGUCAGGGAGCACCACUCUUCUCCUAGUGGACCCCCCAUGCGAAGCCCGUCACCCUACCCAGGGGAAGCCAGGCCGGGGGAGGCAUCCUCCUUCCCUGCCCUCCUCGCUAGUUCUUGCUUUUGCCUUGUUUGGUCUUCUCGAAGCCACGGAGGUUCAGCAGAGCCUGGUCCUCACUGGGUGAGGAGAGCAGUCGGGACGCACAUGGACGCAGGCCCCCCUCGAGCCACACGGCAGAGAAAGAUCGGGGACAGAGAAAUGGAAUAUUUUAACGUGAGGCUGAAUUAAAUAAAAGCUUUUGUGCUGGCCUCACAGGAGGUUUCUUCCAGUCGGGAGAGACUCCAGAGCAUGCUUUCCUGAGAUGUGGAAGCAUACUUAGGACUUGGAGAGAAAUCAGAGCUAAGAAUAUUGUUUAUCAUAUUUGCCCUCCCAUGGGGAACAUUCGAGCAACAAAAUGACAUCCACAUGUUCCUGUUGGACCAGGCGGCUUCGGGAGGUUGUGAGUGGGCGGGGGGGGGGGGGGGGAAGGCAUUUUCAGUUCCCAGAGACUCGGCCUCUCCCCACUUUGCGCCCCCACCGGGCUACGCCCAGCCAGCUCUUGGUUUUCGGACUCCCAUCUUCCCAGACUCGACCGCCUGUUUUCAUACCAGCGAUGCCAAGACACCAGCCCAGACGGCCGGCAGAAACAGCCACAUGUCAGAGCUCAGAGGAAGCGGAGGAGUGUGCACCGGGGUGGGCCAGUGCACCAGGGGACCCCCCUGUUACAUAACUUCAGCCCCAGAUGUCCCUCGAGCCUAGGGGCCCAGCCCGCCCGUCAGCAUCGGACGUGACCCACAGUCCAGGGUAGGCCUCAGGGCUCCUAGGAGAGCGGCACCCGGCUGGCUCAGUCGGUAGAAGAGCGAUGCUUGAUCUCGGGGUUGUGAGUUCAAGCCCCACGUUGGGCAUGGAGUUUGCUCAAAAAGAAAGACUUCAGGGAGGGCUGUUACUGCACAUUACCAGUUACUGCUGCUUUCUAAGAGCAGAGAGGAAUAUUCCAGCAAGUUACCCCCACACCCUCCUCUUCUGGAAAAAAAAAUGUUUUUUGAGUAUCAAGGUUGAGCUUUUAUUCUAAUGUUUUUACUUUAGACAAAUCCCACUUUUCUUUUUCCUCCUCUUCGUUGUCUCUUUUUUUUGAAAAACUUAUUUACCAUUAAAUGAUCUAUAUUAGCCUGAGGCUGUGAUAUCUCCAAAAAACUCUGCAGCCAUGUUAUACUUAGGACCUUGUAAUUCAAUCGGAAAACAUAGUAUUUUCUGUUGGUCAUGUGUGUUGUGGGUAGCAAGCUUUUUAAAAAGUAAAUACAGGGGCGCCUGGGUAGCUCAGUCAGUUGAGCGGCUGACUCUUGAUUUCAGCUCAGGUCGUGAUCUCAGGGUCAUAGGAUCGAGCCCCAUGUCGGGCUCCAUGCUGGGCAUGGAAACUGCUUGGGUUUUCUCGCUCUCCCUCUACCCUUUCCCGAACUUGUGCACACAUUCCCUCUCUCUCUCUCUAAAAAAAUAAAAUUAAAAAAUAAAUUAAAAACUGCUUAAAAGUAACAGAGGAAAGGAGGAAUUCCCUUCUCUGGUGGGGAAACUGAGGCAGAGUCCAGUUGAGUGAUUUUUCCCACGUUAUGUGAAAGAUGGUAGAACAGGGCCAGGCUGAACCCCCAGAAUUCAUUCUGUUAGCUUGGCCACGAUUUCACCAUGUGGGCCAUCAUUUCUCUCCCUUGAGCACCUAUAAAUGGGGGGUAGGGUGCUAAGUGAGCAGUUAAAGGAGACUGACCACUGUGUUGCAGUCAGAGGAGAUGAAUCUCAUGUUCUCACCACAACCGAAAAGUUGACUGACCGGGGUCUUAGCAGGUCCCCUCCUGGGUCCCUAUGCCCUCCCUCAUCUGAAAAAGAGAAACAUCUGAAUGGGGGUCCUCUCUAAGGGUUUCCUAAUUUAAAGCAUCCCAUUCCCCAAAUAAAAUGGACGGGAUAUUCUCUACCCACUCAUGCUGGGUGCUUUAUCUUCUUCAUUCUGACUUUUCAAGGAUUUACCACUUCCAGCCAGAGGGAGUGGGACCUGGAGGAUAAACCACAGGGUGAUGCUCUGGCGCUGGGAGCUGGAUAGAACCCCUCCUUGAUUCUGUCAGACAUGACAUGAAGUCUUUCAUGGAAUCCUCAUAGGGGGAUGAGGGACAGGAUUCAUUUCUUUAUGUGUAUUUCUUGGCUAAACUGGAUGGAAUGAAUAUUUGGGCCCUCCUAAAAUUCAUAGGAUGCAGCCUAAACCCCCAGUGUGAUGGUAUUUGGAGGCAGGGCCUUUGGAAGGGGAUGAGGUCCUGAGGGUGGGGCCCCUGACAGGAUUAGUGCCCUUCCAGGAGGAGUCGCAGGAGAGAGGAUCUUUCUGCUCUCCACCAUGUGAGGAUGCAAGAAGUCGGCCGUCUGUGAAGGAGGAAGAAGGCUCUCACCAGACACCAAAUCUUCGGGCUCCCUGGUCCCGGACUUCCAGCCUCCAGAGCUGUGAGCAAGAAACGUGCGUUAAGUCAUCUGAUCUAUGGUAUUCUGGGAAUAGCAGCCUGAGCUGACUAAGACACUGAGGCCAAAAUAUGCAUUCUGUCCCCUUGGUUAAGCUCCCCAGAAUGUAUACAGUGCUGUUAUUUAAUCGGGAGGGCUCCUGGAACCCUGAGACCAUGGUCCAGCUAAAAUAAACAGCAAAUAAAGUUACAUAGCUAAGCAAAGACUUAGAAACAUAACCUUAAAUAUUUAUCUUAGUCAGUUUAAGAAGGAGGGUAUGAGAUAGUUCUCAUUCAAGAGCCUAUUUUUUUUUAAACAAAGAGAUUGAUGUCUAAAGACAAACAGCGUAUCGGUACGCUUCUGUUUUGAGGGAAAAUGGAGUUAGGGCUGCAGAGAAUAAAGCUGGAUGAUUCUAACUGUGCUGCUUGCUUAUAGCAAUUUCUGAAUGACAUGAAGAUAUAUGUAAAUGGAGGAGUAAGUGACAUCGGAAGUGUAACGGUAAAACAACACAAGCUAUAGAACUGCAGCAAACAGUCCUGACCGGAUUUAUGUGACUGUCAAACAGAGAGAAGCGCCUUAAACCUCUCUGUCCCUUAACUUCUGGGGCUCCGACAUCCCAGAACUUCUGCCACCUCAUCGGGUCCCUCAUUUGCACACCCCGACCCCCACCAUCUUGCUGCUGUUUCUUCCAUUUGCCUCUGGGGCGUCUUCCCUCCUCAAGCAGUCUUUCUAGCCCGUGGUUGUGGCAUUGUCCCCCCAGGGCUGAGGGGUCCUGCCGGGGCUCAUGGAGAUCCCCGCUGAGCUCCGUUAAAUUCUGAAUGGAGCACCCCCAGGGUCAGGGCCAGCGCAGGCACGGAAUGGAACGUGAGCAAAGGCACUGGAAGGCCACAUGAAAGAGAAAACCAGAGGACACCGAGAGCCGGGGCGUCAAGUCAGCCCCUCUGGGCUUUGGCUUCUUCAUCUGUAACACGAAGGGGCUGCACUAAGACCCCAGGGUCUUUAUCAGCUGCCGGCAGAUGAAGAUACUUCCCAGACUUCCAAGUAACCAAUGCAGAAUGAUUCACUUGAUGACUCCAGUGGAUUUUGAGAUCCAGUGUUCCAGACCCAGGGAUUCAGAGGAAAACAAAGCCCGUGCUUCCAGGGAGGUGACAGUUCCGAGCAGGAGGGAGAACGAAUGCAAGGGUGGAAACAGCACCAGAAAUGCUGUGCGUGGGCUUGGCCAUGGGCUGCGCCCUGCGCAGAGGAAGCUCAGCUGUGAAGGCAGGAAGGUGGUGGGGAAACCAGUCCAGAGAUGGAGGGUGUUGCACCACAAGCAGGAAGAGCAUGUGCAGAGGCAACCAGAGAAGCUCGUCUUCUAUAAUGUUAGGCGGCUGGGAGCAUCUUCCGAAUGGCAGGGGCCUUCUUACUCUACCCGCUUUGCACCGGAUUUGGGGGUUGCUUCCGUCCCCAGCCCAGGGACAGUCACCGCUCCCCAUGGCCCAUCCCGUCCCCAGGGCUCCCACUGGCAUUGAGCAAACUCAGGUCCCUCUUUUCUGCAACACGCCCUGCACUCAGCAGCCUCUCUGUUCUGCUCCAGCUCUCUGGACCACCUCGCCCCACGGCCCCCCGUCACUGGCCUCCUGUGCGGGAGAAUACUGUGGAAGGAGCUCCCUCCUUCACUCGCGCUCGUAUCGAAGUGGCUCUGUCAUCUUCACACCCCUUCCUUCCAAGUAUCACUGGCCACCUCCAUUCUCACGGCCUCUGGGCAGGGGAGUCGGUGAUUUUCUUUCUAAAAUCUCCAGACUCUUGUUUCCCACCAGGUUAUGGCCUCUUGUUUCCAAAUAUCACUCUGGAAGUCUCCUCUGGUCUGAAACUCUUGUCCCCAACCUGGUUCCCUCGAGCUUCCAUCUUUCAUGUCUGCGUCAGGCUUGCUAUAGAGGUUGGUAUUCAAAACCUCUUUUUUCUUUCUUUCUUUCUUUUUUUUUUUUCUUUUUACCUUUUAGGUGCUUAACUCAUCAGAUUUAGCUUCUGUCCUCACCACGUUAAUAGAAGUGUAUCUCAGACGGCACGCUCCCUGUCCUGACCCCCACUUCUAGCCAUCAGGCUCUUCAGCCUCUUCUACCUGACUAUGUCGGCCUCUUCUUCUCUUUGGAAUCCUGGACCACUUUGCUUCUUUUGUGUGAUUAAAUUUUUUUUUUUCUUAGUCUCUUUUGCUGAAUUUCUUUCCUCCUACCAACCUAUAGACUUACCCUCAGGUUCCCCCUCGGUCUCCUCUAUGCUCUUCCAUAGGGAUCUCAUUCACUUCUUGCUUCAGCAUCUGGCUCUGCAUAGAUGGCCCCCGAAAAUAGAUUUAUGGGCUUGACUGCUUGUUUGGGGACACUUCCUUUUUGUUAUCCUGGCAUCAGCUCAAACUCAGGAAUAGAAGCAAACUUUCUAUCUUCAAAGUGUCUAUGUUUUUAUUAUAAGUGUUUGGGAUCUGGGAAGAAAGGAAGAAGUUCUAGCAAUAGUCCUUUCUAUUUCAGUUGUUGCAAAUGAAGGUAGAAGUGUGUAUGUGUGUGUGUGUGUGUGUGUUGGAUACAUUUCAUAGGAGUCCAGUUUAAAAUUAAUUUUUAUUGACACAACAUUCUUCCUGAAAAUUCUCUGUUAAUUAUAUUAUUUUCUCAAAACAACAGCUGUGUUUGUGUAAGAGAAAACCCAAUGUCCUGAUUGCUCACUGGGAAUUUCUGGUUAUAUAAGAUGAAAAUCACACGUGCAAAGUUUAUUGAUAUGUCAAUUAAAUAAUUUCAUUGCACUGCCAGUACCAAAUUCAUUAUAAAUACAUUUUCG
Molecule: messenger RNA, 9298 nt
Organism: Mirounga angustirostris (Northern elephant seal)
Lineage: Eukaryota; Metazoa; Chordata; Mammalia; Carnivora; Phocidae
Gene: ITIH5
Product: inter-alpha-trypsin inhibitor heavy chain 5
Exons: 14
Coding region: 93-2873 (926 amino acids)
Biological process (GO): hyaluronan metabolic process
Molecular function (GO): serine-type endopeptidase inhibitor activity
Source: RefSeq, a predicted model, not a curated record